AUCCCCUGUUGUCGAGAUACCUUCCAUAUUCUUCAGAGUAGCGAUGGAUCUCCUCAUUGGAUCAAAUCGAUGGACCUAUUCUUCCAUUUUUAGGAUUCUGAGAGUUAUGACCUACUCCACGGAGACACUCCGCCGCCCCAACACCUCCACUUCAAAGCCAACCGAUACUCUCCACACUCGCGUCUCUCGAUCCGGCGAUCCCAAAUCUUCCGUCGUCCCUGUGCUCAACAAAUGGCUCGAAGAGGGCAAACCCAAGAAGCAAUCUACGCUCCAAGUUAUAAUCCGGCAUCUCCGCAGUUUCCGACGCUAAAAUCCUUAUUUUCUAAGAUUGCCCCAUGUGCAUGUGACACCUGAAUCUUAAAAAAAUUGAUACUUUGGCAGGUAUCGGAGUAUAUGAGCGAAGAAAUGAAAUACAAUACUUCAGUUGGAGAUAUGGCUGUAAGGCUGGAUUUCUCAAAAGUGCACGGCAUGGAUCAAGCCGAGAAAUAUUUCAACAGUCUUCCUGAGGCUAUGAGAACUUUCCAGGUACAUGGUGCCCUUUUAAAUUGCUAUGGGAAUCACAAAUGUUUAGAAAAAGCAGGGGACACCUUCCGAAUCAUGAGGGAGUCGAAGCUUCCGAAUUUUGCAGUGUCCUAUAAUGUAAUGUUAAAUCUCUACAAUCACCUAGGAAAACAUGACAAAUUAGAUUCUCUUAUGCAAGAGAUGGCGUGUAACGGAAUUAAGCAUAAUGCUUUAACGAACAACAUUCGACUGAAUGCUUAUGCCUCAUCUUACGAUAUCGAAGGGAUGGAGAAACUCCUGAGCAGGAUAGAGAAUGAUGUUGAAAUCUCUAUGGAUUGACAUGCUUAUGUUAUUGCAUCAAAUGGGUAUUUGAAAGCCAACUUAACUGAAAAG
This is a messenger RNA of Hibiscus syriacus, 894 nucleotides long. Its product is annotated as pentatricopeptide repeat-containing protein At2g20710, mitochondrial-like. The record is from RefSeq and is a predicted model, not a curated record. Gene Ontology annotation, molecular function: protein binding. The coding region runs from base 394 to 840 and encodes 148 amino acids. Gene Ontology annotation, cellular component: mitochondrion. Lineage: Eukaryota; Viridiplantae; Streptophyta; Magnoliopsida; Malvales; Malvaceae. The transcript has a single exon.